UCGAGACCACACAUGCACAGCCACUACACAAACAAUGCCAAGCUCUCAGGUGCCCGGUGUGGGCGCUAAUUUCACUGAUGUACCCUGGGAGCCUGACCUCACCAGCUCCAUUCAUGACCCAGUCUGGUCCUCCACUACUAACAGUGUCGUGAAGAUGUUGCUCAUAUCACUCAUUGUUUGUGUGUCCCUGUUUGGCAACGUGGUGGUCUUAUUGGUGUUCCAGAGGAAGCCUCAGCUCCUCCACGUAGCCAACCGCUUCGUCCUCAACCUCCUCCUUGCAGACCUUCUACAGACAGUGUUAGUGAUGCCUUUUGCCAUCGCAGCCACCGUGCCGGGCGUGUGGCCCCUGGAUGCCCGACUGUGCCAGGCUCUGGUGGUGCUCAUGCACCUUUUUGCAUUCGCUGGAGUCAACACCAUCAUAGUUGUCUCUGUGGAUCGCUACCUGGCCAUCAUCCACCCUCUGUCCUAUCCUACCCGAAUGACCCCUCACCUGGGCACCAAUCUGAUCAUCUGCACGUGGGUGCUUAGCUUUCUGCAGAGCACGCCGCCCCUUUACGGUUGGGGGUCCAUUGACUUUGACCGCCAUCACAAUGUAUGCUCUGUGGUGUGGUCCUCCAGCCUGUCCUACUCUGCGGUGGUGUCCGCUUUCUCCUUCUGGCUGCCCGUGCUCGUCAUGCUCGGAUGUUAUUGGAUGGUUUUCAGGGCAGCUCGGAGGCAAAACGCCCUUGUGCACCCCAUACAGACACAGUCCUACUCCCAGCCCUGCCCGCAGGACUUCCCAGCCCCCAGCAGUCCACAGCGGCAGUGCCAGCCUCAACCUCAACUCCAGCCGCAACCUCAGCAGUCCAGUUCCCCUGAUGGCCCUUACUCAGUACGGGGCUGUCCGGUUAGAGUACGACAGAGACGCUUCCACUACCACUGCAAGGCAGCUCGGGUAGUUUUCGUCAUCAUGGCAUCAUACAUCCUCAGCAUGGGGCCUUACAGCAUACUGAAUACAAUCUCUAUGAGUGCUAGGGCAGCAGUACCACCCUGGCUGUCCUCUCUCGCCCUUGUGCUCUUCUUCUUGCAGUGCUGCCUCCACCCGUACAUUUAUGGCUACAUGCAUCGCAGCGUGAGGAAAGAAUUCCUGGCUUUGCUGUGUGGCCUGUUCUGCAAACAGGGCCGUCCCAGACAGAGCUCCACCGGGGAGAGCUGCUUCACCACUGCAGAGGGACGUUUACGGGCUAGCUCUCACCUGCCAAGCCUGACCGCCCGAGUCUUACCUCUGCGGACUUGGGAGGAAUGCACAACGUCAUCCUCCCCUACCUGUGAGAGGAAGUCGAGGGACAGCCGUAAAGAAACUAUCUCUACCAGCAUCAGCUCUGAGAGGGAGCUAACAGUCCACAGCAAACAGAGCACAUAG
This is a messenger RNA of Cheilinus undulatus (humphead wrasse), 1402 nucleotides long. It is a transcript of the gene gpr101, whose product is annotated as G protein-coupled receptor 101. Gene Ontology annotation, molecular function: G protein-coupled receptor activity. Gene Ontology annotation, cellular component: membrane. The record is from RefSeq and is a predicted model, not a curated record. Gene Ontology annotation, biological process: G protein-coupled receptor signaling pathway. The transcript has a single exon. Lineage: Eukaryota; Metazoa; Chordata; Actinopteri; Labriformes; Labridae. The coding region runs from base 35 to 1402 and encodes 455 amino acids.